Molecule: messenger RNA, 904 nt
Organism: Exophiala mesophila
Lineage: Eukaryota; Fungi; Ascomycota; Eurotiomycetes; Chaetothyriales; Herpotrichiellaceae
Exons: 3
Coding region: 61-528 (155 amino acids)
Biological process (GO): ribosomal large subunit assembly; translation
Cellular component (GO): ribosome; cytosolic large ribosomal subunit
Molecular function (GO): structural constituent of ribosome
Source: RefSeq, a predicted model, not a curated record
AGCAGCUUUCUUUGUGACGAUUUCUUCAACACCCACCUUUUCGGCGCAAACACAUCAGCAAUGGCGCCUCCCACACAAAAGCCGAAAGCCGGCUCAAAGAAGCCCAGCUCCAAAGCCAACCAGGCCGCCAAAGCCACUCUCAAAGGCGUUCAAAGCCAGAAGGCCCGCAAGAUCCGCAAAUCCACCACCUUCCACCGGCCCAAGACGCUCGUUCUGUCCCGCGCUCCCAAAUACCCACGCAAAUCCAUCCCUCAUGAGACCAGACUCGAUGCCCACAAAGUCAUCAUCCACCCCUUGAACACCGAGUCGGCAAUGAAGAAGAUUGAGGAGAACAACACCCUGGUAUUCAUCGUCGACACCAAGGCCAACAAGCGACAGAUCAAGGAUGCUUUGAAGAAGCUGUACGACGUUGAGACCGUCAAAAUCAACACCCUGAUCCGACCGGACGGAACCAAGAAGGCCUUUGCUAGAUUAACGACGGAUGUGGAUGCUUUGGACAUUGCUGCUACCAAGUUGUCGAUCGUGUAAAGGGUUGUCGAUUGGUGGGAUUUGACGGCGGAGAUCUUGCGAGCGUGGUUGUGGUUGCGGACGCUAUGCUUCGCAUGGGCUUUCGAAUUUGGACGAUGAAUAUCGCUGAGCUUUGACGAUUAUGGCAACAAAAAUGCUGUCUUCCGUCAAAGUCAAAUCCCUGAUGCAAUGUGUGGAGGGGCUCGAUGCGUCGUCGCGAAUGUCCCGUCUCGUCGAUAGAAGUUUAUCAGGGCAGAGCACGGAGUCAAGACAAUGCCUUCAAUGAAGCAAAAACAGAUAUUACUCAACUUGUCCUCUUGCCAUCCGUUUCAUGCAGCUCGCACCGUUACAAGAUCGUUCGCGUGGAUACCCACAAACUUGCCUUAUCGAAUCCAGG